AUGACUCAGCCACUGCGUGCAAUUGUUGUUGGAGCGGGUCUCUCGGGGCUGGCAAUUGCGCAGGGAUUGAAAAAGAACGGAAUCGAUUAUGUCGUGGUUGACAAGGAGAGUGCGCCGCGAGAUAGAAACUGGGGGGUCACAAUUGCGUGGAGCCAUCCUUACCUGGAAGAAUUACUGCCAUCCGAAUUGUACGAACGACUACCAGAGUGCCAACCAGAUCCGAAGCUGGACUCCAAAGAAGCCGGCUGUGAGAGUGUGAUCAUUCGUGAUGGCGCCACCGGGCAGACCAUGGUAGAGCCACCUUUCCCGAGAGUGAGAAGGCUCAACAUCCAAAAAACGAGGAAGAUCUGGUCGGAAGGAGUCAACGUCAAGUAUGGAAAAGCCCUUACCAAUAUCGAAGUGACACCGGACGGGGUUGUUGCCCACUUCCAUGAUGGAACCUCUGAAGCUGGGUCAGUGCUUGUUGGCGCGGAUGGUGGUGGCUCAUGGGUACGGCCUUGGCUGUUGGGAGAUGCCGCCGCUGCUCGUGUCUUGCCUUACACCUUUGUCAAUUUCCCAUUCACCUAUACCGCUGAGAGGGCGCUGAAAAUGGACAAGAUGAUGCACCCUAUAGUUGACGUCGGCAUCCAUCCAAAAUCCAUGUACAUUGGGAUUUUCCUGCUUGAUAAGCCCGACCUUGACAAACCCGAGACAUGGAUCUUUUACAUCCUUGCAACGUGGCAGCGUCGGGAAGAGGACUACCAAGGGGAUCUGAAUAUGGUGGAUGAGCUGAAACGGAGGAUGGACGGUUGGGCCGAGCCGUACAAGUCAGCUGUUGAAUGGAUCUCAGACGGGAUUCGGGCCAAAGCCGUUCCCUUCCGGAUAUGGAGACCGACGAAGUGGAAUAAUCGUGGAGGAAGAGUGACUCUGUCAGGCGAUGCAGCUCACAGCAUGACGUUCCAUCGAGGUCAAGGAGCGAACAACGCGAUCCGAGACAGCGAGCGCUUCGUCAAAGCAAUGAUAGCCGCGAGGAACGGAGAGAAAACUCUCGUAGAGGCGGUCAACGACUAUGAUGAAGAUGUGAUCACUCGUGGUAGCGAAGAAGUCGAGGUCUCGAGGAUUCAGACCGAUGCCUUGCACGACCAUGCGAAUUUCUUCAACAGUCCGAUCAUGAAGCAUGGCAUCAAGCCGACUCUCGACAUUGACAAUCUCAAGGGCGCUGCCGCGCAAAAGCCGUGA
Exophiala aquamarina CBS 119918 is the source of this 1218-nucleotide messenger RNA. RefSeq lists its product as uncharacterized. Lineage: Eukaryota; Fungi; Ascomycota; Eurotiomycetes; Chaetothyriales; Herpotrichiellaceae. Gene Ontology annotation, molecular function: FAD binding. The coding region runs from base 1 to 1218 and encodes 405 amino acids. The record is from RefSeq and is a predicted model, not a curated record. The transcript is spliced from 5 exons.